Messenger RNA from Hyaloperonospora brassicae, 867 nucleotides. The record is from the annotation of a GenBank genome assembly. Lineage: Eukaryota; Oomycota; Peronosporomycetes; Peronosporales; Peronosporaceae.
AUGGCGUUCUUAAUGCCCUGGCGGCGCGAACACGGCGCAAUUGCCGAGGAGCAGGUGGAGCCUGUUGAACGAGACGGAGGUGGCUCGUGCCCGCUCCUUGGCGGGGACGACAUACCGCUUUCGCCGGAUGUCCCAUCGCAUCAAAUUCGGGACGUGCGGUGCAUUGACAACGGUGCGCUCGGCAGUGCCAAGAAGCGGAGUCUGACACAGCGGAUCCGGAGCCGCAAGAAUCGCUUCGUUCAGCAUGUGCUUGUAACGUGUCGCCUGGUAGAUCCAUCGAGAGAUUUGACCUUCAAGCAGGAGCUCUCGAGCAGCAACGUCGCGAUCGAGAAGCUCACAACGAUUCGCAAUAGCGUCUGUGCGUACUCGGCGAGCCUCGUCGGCUUGUCGACUGCUAUUUGCUGCUUCACCGGCAACUCCGCACGUCUUCGAGAUGGCUCGCAAGAUGCACUCGCGAACGUUGCUGUGGAAGGGAGCAAGAUCCUGGAAUGCUCGCUUGUCUUCAACGAUCAAGUCGAGAAGUCCGUUCUGGCGAAGAUUGACCAUCGAAUCGCCGAGCUGGAACGCGUCCACUUUCUCAUGACGGAGCGAGCAAAGCUCGUGGUCGACGUCGAAUACGCUGAGCGGGUGUUGACUCUGGAGCAACAGCGAGGAACUGUCAACCGCAUCGCAGAGCGCAAACAUGCGCUCCAAGCGGCUCAACUUGAGUGCGAUAGGAUGACCCAAUUCAUCGUCGAGCAGCUCAAGUUCGUGCACCCCAAUCGAGACACUGACGUGUUCGAGCUCUUCCAAGAGUACGCACAGCUGGUCGCGCAGUUUUUCCGCCGUGGCGUCGACUUGGUCAAUGGCGCAGCUCCCUCCAAGUGA